CCUGCCUCUAAAAUGCAUCUCUCUGGGGGACAUGACACCAAAGCUAAGAGGGGUCACUGCUCUAAAAUGAGUCUCUCUUGGAAGAGAGAGGAGGAGGGCCCUGCCUCUAAAAGGAGUGUCUCUGGGGAACAUGGCACCAAAUCUAAGAGACCAAUCAAGCAGGAGAGACCAGCCUCCCCUGUUCCCAGCUGUGUGUCCAUGAAGAGUGACUGGUCUAUGGGUCAACCUCUAAACUUUAGAGAGGGAGACUUUUCUACUGAACAAAGGUAUAAGGUCAACGUAGCAAGUCUGGUGAACAGGGCAGAGCUCCAUAUCCGCAGGCAAACCAGCAGAAACUGGAUCAGCAGCACAACAAGAAACCAACAGGAGAGAUCAGAGUCAGAGAUUCUCAGUGGUCAGUCUUCCCAGAUCUCAACUGGGCCUAGAAUCAUCUCACACAUAAAGACAUCAAGGAGCCUCCACAUCAUGUGCCACAUUCCAGUCUUCUGUUGGAUUUCUGCAACAGUCCUCGAACACAUGCUGAAACAUAAUAGAGAAGAGAUGCCCAAGACUCUGACUGAGAUGUACACACACCUUGUGGUGUUUCAUACCAACCAGAAGAAUGAAAAGUAUCUUGGGAAAGAAGAGACAGAUCCACACUUGAAUAACGAGAGCAUUCUGUCACUGGGAAAACUGGCUUUUCAACAGCUAGUGAAGGGCAAUCUGAUUUUCUAUGAAAAAGACCUGAAAGAGGCUGGCAUUGAUGUCAAUGAAGCCUCAGUGUACUCAGGAUUGUGCACACAGCUCUUUAAAGAGGAAUGUGUGCUGUACCAGGACAAGGUGUACUGCUUCGUUCAUCUGAGCAUUCAGGAGUUUCUGGCUGCUGUGUAUGUGUUCCUCUCAUUCAUCAACAACAAUGAGAAUCUAAUGGAUGAACUGCAAACAAAAUACAAGUCUGAAGUUACUUUCUACAAGAGUGCUGUGGAUAAAGCCUUACAAAGUGAGAUGGGAAACCUGGACCUGUUCCUCCGCUUCGUUCUGGGCCUCUCAUUGGAGUCCAAUCAGAAGCACUUACGAGGUCUACUGACAAAGAGAAGAAGCAGCUCAAAGAGCCAUGAAGAAACAGUCAAGCACAUCAAGGAGAAGAUCAGGGAGAAUCCCUCUCCAGAGAGGUGCAUCAAUCUGUUCCACUGUCUGAAUGAACUGAAUGACCAUUCUCUAGUGGAGGAGAUCCAAAGCUACCUGAGCUCAGGAAGUCUCUCAAAACCCAACCUGUCACCUGCACAGUGGUCAGCUCUGGCCUUUGUAUUGCUGACUUCAGAAAAGGAGCUGGAUGUGUUUGACCUGAAGAAAUUCUCCAGAUCAGAGAAAGGUCUUCUGAGGCUGCUGCCAGUGGUCAAAGCCUCCAGAAAGAAAGGCUGUGCUUCUCUGGUCUCAGCUCUGAGGUCAAACCCCUCACACCUGAGAGAGCUGGACCUGAGUAACAAUGACCUGAAGGAUUCAGGAGUGAAGCUGCUCUCUGCUGGACUGGGGAAUCUCCACUGUAAACUGGAGACUCUGAGGCUGUCAGGCUGUCUAGUCACAGAGGAAGGCUGUGAUUCUCUGGUCUCAGCUCUGAGGUCAAACCCGUCACACCUGAGAGAGCUGGACCUGAGUAACAAUGACCUGAAGGAUUCAGGAGUGGAGCUGCUCUCUGCUGUACUGGGGGAUCCACACUGUAAACUGGAGACUCUGACAUCCUGUAAAGUGUUGGCCUCAGUUCUCAGUUCAAACCCCUCACACCUGAGAGAGCUGGACCUGAGUAACAAUGACCUGAAGGAUUCAGGAGUGAAGCUGCUCUCUGCUGUACUGGGGAAUCCCCACUGUAAACUGGAGACUCUGAGGCUGUCAGGCUGUCUAGUCACAGAGGAAGGCUGUGCUUCUCUGGUCUCAGCUCUGAGGUCAAACCCCUCACACCUGAGAGAGCUGGACCUGAGCUACAAUCACCCAGGAGACUCAGGAGUCAGACUGCUCUCUGCUGGACUGGAGGAUCCACACUGCAGACUGGAGAAACUCAAUGUGGAACAUGGUGGAGAGAACAGAAUGAAACCUGGACUUAGAAAAUAUGUCUGUGAUCUCACACUGGACCUAAACACAGUAAACAGAUUCCUCUCUCUGUCUGAGGAGAACAGAAAGGUGACAUGGAGGACAGAGGAGCAGCCGUAUCCUGAUCACCCAGAGAGAUUUAAGGGCUGUAGACAGGUGCUGUGUAGAGAGGGUCUGACUGGGCGCUGUUACUGGGAGGUAGAGUGGAGUGGGGGGGCUGUUAUAGGAGUGACAUAUAAAGGAAUCAACAGGAGAGGAAGGGGUGAUGACUGUUGUCUUGGAUUCAAUGACAAGUCCUGGAGUCUGUCCUGCUCUGACUACAUUUACAGAGCCUGGCACAAUAAUAAUCACAAUACCAUAGACGUCCCCUCCUCCAGCUGCUCCCACAGAGUAGGAGUGUAUCUGGACUGGUCAGCCGGCACUCUGUCCUUCUAUAGAGCCUCCUCUGACACACUGACCCACCUGAUCACAUUCACCUCCACAUUCACUGAGCCCCUCUAUCCAGGGUUUAGGAUUUAUGGUGACUCCUCAGUGUCCCUGUAA
Messenger RNA from Salmo salar (Atlantic salmon), 2607 nucleotides. The record is from RefSeq and is a predicted model, not a curated record. NCBI's taxonomy places the organism in Eukaryota, Metazoa, Chordata, Actinopteri, Salmoniformes, Salmonidae.